AUGACAAGUCAACUGUACUUAGCUUUAUUAGUGAUAUUUUCGUCGAGUACCGUACUGUCACAACUAAAUAGCAUCUCCAAUGUCCCUCCAACAUUUGGUCAAGAUUUUGAUGAUACGUCGACAGAGUGCGCUCUCAUCCUCCAUCGAACUUACGUGAACUCUAAUGGUAGGACACCAGCUCCUCGUUACGGUGGAUUCCUAGAAUUUCUAAAACCUGGACCCUUCCGGUCUUCAAGUCCUGUAGAGGAAGUAUGUAUACGAUAUACCGACGUUAACCGAGCUGUUGCCGAAGCUAAACGUUUAAGAGGAUACAGACAACCAUCGACCAUAAAUUCUUUGGAGCCACUCCCACCACAUAUUGAUAAAACAGCGGAGCUAGUUUUGGCCACCACUCGGAUAUUGGCGAAGCAGUUCCAGCUUUCUUCUGAUGAGAUUGCUCACGGUCUGCCAAUGAUCGACACUUCUCGCACAGAUAUCUGGGAAAUAUGUCCCGCCCACAUGAAGCCUGUGCCGUGCACUAUGGAAAGAUACCGAACCUAUACUGGAGUGUGUAACAAUAUGCAACACACAAGCUGGGGAUCUACCCACACCCCUUUUGUCAGGCAACUUCCUCCCGUCUACAGUGAUGGGAUCUCUGCACCUCGUGUUUCAGUUGUUGAUGGAAGUCCUCUUCCCUUACCAAGGAUAGUGAGUGCUUACGUCCAUCCAGACUUUGAUCAUCCUUCUGGUGACCUCACCAUUCUGAUCAUGUCAUGGGGACAGUUUAUUGACCAUGAUAUGACUCUUGCAGCUCCACCUAGAGAUGAAAACGACCUGGACUUCAUCUGUUGUGGAAUUCCCAAAGAACAACAGCACCCUAAUUGUAUGACUAUCGAUAUUCCUCCUGAUGACCCUUUCUAUGCUCGCUACGGACAGACGUGUAUGGAGUUUAAACGCGUUCUAGCCGGUCAUAGACCUGGUUGUGCUCUCGGUCCAAGAGUACAUAUUAACCUUCUGACCCAAACAUUGGAUGCUAAUUUCCUGUAUGGUUCAACAGAAAAACUAGCCAGAGAACUUCGACUUGGUAAAGGAGGGCUCAUGCGAGUGUCUGACUAUUUCCAUGACUACGGACUGAAACCCUUGCUGCCUCCUUUGUCUUCUACUCCUGAAAAAGACUGUACUGCCCGACCACGUCACUUGUACUGUUUCAAUGCCGGUGAUGAGCGGGUCAAUGAACAGAUCCAUUUGACUGUAAUUCACACAAUGUAUGUUCGCGACCACAACCGAAUAGCUACCGAACUUUCCCGACUGAACCCGCACUGGAACGAUGAGAGGAUUUACCACGAAACACGUCACAUCAUAGCAGCCUCUGUGCAGCAUAUUACUUAUACAGAGUUUUUACCCAUGAUUCUUGGCGAAGAGAUGGUAGCUCGUCACAACUUGACCGUAAAAACUCACGGUUAUUGGAACGGUUAUGACCCCAAUGUACACAUGGGAAUGUCGAGCGGUUUCCAGUCGGCAGCUUUUCGGUUUGGACACACCUUCAUUCAGGGUAUGGUGCGAAGACACCCAGACGACAUUGAUCUCUGGAGUGGUGGAAUUUCAGAGCGCCACGUACCGGGAGGUUUAAUUGGACCAACCUUUGCUUGUAUCAUCGCUCGUCAGUUUGCAAAUCUUAAAAAAGGAGAUCGUUUCUGGUACGAAAAUUCAGAUUUUCCAUCCGCCUUUACUCCAGAACAACUUCAAGAAAUUCGAAAAUCUUACCAGGCUAGAAUUUUCUGUGAAAAUGCUGAUGACAUGCCUACCAUCCAGCUUUACGUCAUGAGGCUCCCUCACCCCAUUUAUAAUCCACGCAUGCGCUGUGAGGACAUCCCAAAUAUUGAUCUCCGCUUCUGGCAAGAAGAUCCAGUACACGGCGGUUAUCCUUUCAAGAAAUAG
Messenger RNA from Limulus polyphemus (Atlantic horseshoe crab), 1917 nucleotides. RefSeq names its product chorion peroxidase-like. Gene Ontology annotation, molecular function: heme binding; peroxidase activity. The record is from RefSeq and is a predicted model, not a curated record. Bases 1 to 1917 code for a protein of 638 amino acids. The transcript is spliced from 14 exons. Gene Ontology annotation, biological process: response to oxidative stress. Lineage: Eukaryota; Metazoa; Arthropoda; Merostomata; Xiphosura; Limulidae.